Molecule: messenger RNA, 8472 nt
Organism: Talpa occidentalis (Iberian mole)
Lineage: Eukaryota; Metazoa; Chordata; Mammalia; Eulipotyphla; Talpidae
Gene: ARHGAP29
Product: Rho GTPase activating protein 29
Exons: 23
Coding region: 90-3902 (1270 amino acids)
Biological process (GO): signal transduction; activation of GTPase activity
Cellular component (GO): cytoplasm
Molecular function (GO): GTPase activator activity
Source: RefSeq, a predicted model, not a curated record
GCCGCGGCCGUGAGUGUGACGCGGGCGUCCGCGACCGGCGCGGGAUGGAGCCCCGCGGAUUUCAGUUUAUCUGACUGCUAUAUGAAAGGAUGAUUGCUCACAAACAGAAAAAGACAAAGAAAAAACGUGUUUGGGCAUCAGGCCAGUUCUCUACUGAUGUUACAACUUCUGAAAUGGGGCUCAAAUCCAUAAGUUCCAACUCCAUUUUUGAUCCGGAUUACAUCAAGGAGUUGGUGAAUGAUAUCAGGAAGUUCUCCCAUAUGUUACUAUAUUUGAAAGAAGCUAUUCUUUCAGAUUGUUUUAAAGAAGUCAUUCAUAUACGUCUGGAUGAACUUCUCCGUGUUUUAAAGUCUAUAAUGAAUAGACAUCAGAACCUCAAUUCUGUUGAUCUUCACAAUGCUGCAGAAAUGCUUACUGCAAAAGUGAAAGCUGUAAAUUUCACAGAAGUUAAUGAAGAAAACAAAAAUGAUCUCUUCAGAGAAGUGUUUUCUUCCAUUGAAACCUUGGCAUUUACCUUCGGGAAUAUUCUUACAAACUUCCUUAUGGGAGAUGUAAGCAAUGAUUCAUUAUUGCGAUUGCCUGUUUCUCGGGAAAGUAAGUCUUUUGAAAAUGUUUCUGUGGAAUCAGUGGACUCAUCUAAUGAAAAAGGAAACUUCUCUCCUAUGGAACUAGACAAUGUGCUAUUAAAGAACACUGGGUCUAUAGAAUUGGCUUUGUCAUAUGCUAAAACAUGGUCAAAAUAUACCAAGAACAUAGUUUCAUGGGUUGAAAAAAAGCUUAGCUUGGAGUUGGAGUCAACUAGAAAUAUUGUCAAGUUGGCAGAGGCAACUAGAACUAACAUUGGAAUACAAGAAUUUAUGCCAUUGCAGUCUCUAUUUACCAAUGCUCUUCUUAAUGAUAUAAAGAGCAGCCACCUUUUACAACAGACAAUUGGAGCUCUCCAAGCCAACAAAUUUGUGCAGCCUCUACUUGGGAGAAAGAAUGAAAUGGAAAAGCAAAGGAAAGAAUUAAAAGAACUUUGGAAACAGGAACAAAAUAAAAUGCUCGAAACAGAGAUUGCUCUUAAAAAGGCAAAAUUGUUAUGCAUGCAACGUCAAGAUGAGUAUGAAAAAGCUAAAUCUUCCAUGUUUCGUGCAGAAGAGGAGCAUCUUUGCUCAAGUGGUGGUGGAUUAGUAAAAAAUCCCAACAAGCAGCUAGAAAAAAAAAGAAGACUGGAGGAGGAGGCUCUGCAAAAAGUAGAAGAAGCAAAUGACCUCUACAAAGUUUGUGUGACAAACGUUGAAGAAAGACGAAAUGAUCUAGAAAAUGCCAAAAGAGAAAUCUUAAUUCAACUUCGGAAACUUGUUUUCCAGUGUGAUCUUACUCUGAAAGCUGUAACAGUUAACCUCUUCCAGAUGCAGCACCUACAGGCUGCCUCCCUUGCAAAUAGUUUACAGUCUCUCUGUGAUAAUGCCAAGCUCUACGACCCAGGCCAAGAGUACAGUGAAUUUGUCAAGGCCACAAAUUCAGGCGAAGAAGAAAAAGUUGAUGGGAAUGUAAAUAAGCAAUUAAUGAAUAGUCCUCAUACAUCUGGAUAUGGACCUACCGACUCUAUGGAAGAUGUUGUACGCCUUCCCGACAAUUCUAAUAAGAUUGAAGAUGACAGAUGCUCUAACAGUGCAGAUAUGACAGGUCCUUCCUUUAUAAGGUCAUGGACGUUUGGGAUGUUUAGUGACUCUGAGAGCACCGGAGGAAGCAGUGAAUCUAGAUCUCUGGAUUCAGAAUCUAUAAGUCCAGGAGACUUCCAUCGAAAACUACCACGAACUCCAUCCAGUGGGACUAUGUCUUCUGCAGAUGAUUUAGAUGAAAGAGAACCACCGUCUCCUUCAGAAACAGGACCCAAUUCCCUUGGAACAUUUAAGAAAAUAUUGAUGUCAAAGGCAGCUCUCACUCACAAGUUUCGCAAAUUGAGAUCCCCCACUAAAUGUAGAGAUUGUGAAGGCAUUGUAGUAUUUCAAGGUGUUGAAUGUGAAGAGUGUCUUCUUGUCUGUCACCGGAAGUGUUUAGAAAAUUUAGUCAUCAUUUGUGGUCACCAGAAACUUCUGGGGAAAAUACACCUAUUUGGAGCCGAAUUCACACAAGUUGCUAAAAAGGAACCAGAUGGCAUUCCUUUUAUACUCAAAAUAUGUGCCUCAGAGAUUGAAAAUCGAGCCUUGUGUCUACAGGGAAUUUAUCGUGUAUGUGGAAACAAAAUAAAAACUGAUAAACUGUGUCAAGCUUUGGAAAAUGGAAUGCAUUUGGUAGACAUUUCAGAAUUUAGUUCACAUGACAUCUGUGACGUCUUGAAGUUAUACCUUCGACAGCUCCCAGAACCAUUUAUUUUAUUCCGAUUGUACAAAGAAUUUAUAGACCUUGCAAAAGAGAUCCAACGUAUAAAUGAAGAACAAGAGACAAAAAAGGAUCAUCCUGAGGACAAAAAGUGUUCAAGCAUAUGUAUAGAAAUAAACCGAAUUCUUCUGAAAAGCAAAGAUCUUCUAAGACAAUUGCCAGCAUCAAAUUUGAACAGCCUUCAUUACCUCAUAGUACAUCUUAAGCGGGUUGUAGAUCAUGCAGAAGAAAAUAAAAUGAACUCCAAAAAUUUGGGGGUAAUAUUUGGACCAAGUCUCAUUAGGCCACGGCCCACAGCUGCUCCUGUCACCAUCUCCUCUCUUGCUGAAUAUUCAAAUCAAGCACGACUGGUCGAGUUCCUAAUUACCUACUCACAGAAGAUCUUUGAUGGGUCCCUACAGCCCCAGGAUGUGGUCGUGUGCAGUACAGCUGGUGGUGCACUUCCCAUUGAGCAAGGUUGUCUUCCAAAGCCUCUGUUAUCCCCAGAAGAGAGAGACCCAGAGCAUUCCAUGAAGUCACUGUUUUUCUCUUCAAAGGAAGAGAUCCAUACUGCAGACAGUGAAAGCAAAAUUUUUGAACCAGCUACAUCAUUUGAGGAAUCAGAACGCAAGCAGAAUACAUCAGAAAAAUGUGAUGCAUGUCUCAUUGACCACAAAGUGCGUCUGCUUGCAGACCAGGAGCUUGAAUCAGUACCAAACAAGCAGGAAAUUGUUUGUAAAACGUCCAAGGCGCUUGCUCUGAAGUCUGAUAGGGAAACAAACAGUGUGGGGAGGCCGCCUCCAAGGAUCAAGAUCAGACCUGUGAGCUUACCCGUAGACAGACUGCUACUUCUUGCAAGCCCUCCUAUUGAGAGAAAUGGAAGAAAUAUGGGAAAUGUAAACUUGGACAAGUAUUGCAAGAAUCCUGCCUUCGAAGGAGUUAAUAGGAAAGAUGCCCCUAGUAUUGUUUGUUCCAAAUUUGAUGACUUUGACCUGCAAACUCUCCAAAAAACUCAGGAGAAAGAAUAUGAACAGGAUGACUUGGCUGCAAAAACUGCAGUGAUUGUGCCCAAUGUCCUCCAGGAAAGAGGGGUGACAAGCAUCAGGAUCAGCGGGGACCACCCAGUCAGUGCCACCCAGCCCAGUAAGCCAUACCCGGAACCAGUCAGAUCAGCAAGACAAAUGUCAGAGAAACGGUCCUCUGACUUGUGCCCUCUGACUUCUGUCAGAGCACCCAGAACUCUGCAGCCCCAGCACUGGACAACCUUUUAUAAACCUCGAGCUCCCACUGGCAGCCCAAGAGGCAGUGAAGAGAAACCUGCAGCAUCCUCUGCAGCCUCUCCUCAUGGCACAGCUCACCUUCCCCAGGCACACGUGCUGCAACCAACUCCAGACUCGGAAAACAUAUCCACUUGUCCUCUGCAGCCGACGAGUAAGCCAAGAGAAAACUCUGAGGAGCACGGCUUGCCUGAUGUGCCUCCAACCUGUCAGAGACCAAGGCUAAAACGCAUGCAACAGUUUGAAGACCUUGAAGAUGAAAUUCCACAGUUUGUGUAGGAUUAUCAGAAUCUAGCUUUUCAUUUUGUUGUUGUUUUGUGUUCUUGUGUUUGCUUUGUGAAAGAACAUUUUGACGGGGCCCCUUAUAUAUAGGAUUGCCAAAUCAUGCUGUUGUACUGUGUUAUCCUGUGUUGGUUUUAUUGAAUGGUAGAAUGUUUUGAUAGGGCCAUAUUUGUGCCUCACUGGAAUUAAACUUAAAUCUGUGUUUUUGAAGUUGUGAAUAAAUAGGUGGACUCACUUUUUUAAAAGUUCAGUGGAUUUUCCCCAUACAAUAAUUCAUUUAAAUGUAUCCCUAAUAUAUGAUGUAGUUUUCAACUAAUAGGUGCAAUUGGGAAAACUCAGAUUUAUUUUUUUGAAGUGAAACUAAGUGCUUAUUUAUAAAAGAAAUGUUUCUGAAUGCAAGUGCCUGAAAGAUCUUUCCUAUGAUCGUUUUAUUCCCCACACAAUUUUAUAGUGCAUCUUUGGCCAUAUUUGCUUUUAUUGUAUGUAUGUAAUCUUUUACUUUUUCAGUUGACAAUUCAUUUAGUUUUUAAUAUCUACCUAAUGCCCAAAAGUCUUGCAAAUCUGUAUUUAAUUGCAUCUUAGUUGCCAGUUUUUACAUGAGAGUAAAUUAUACAAAGAAAAUGCACUUAAACCUGUUUCUAAAUUAUAUAGUUCAGUUAUGUCUUAUUUGACUUUUGAUGGUUUUAAUACAUUUAAUAGUUGUUCAGCAAUUCUGAACCUUUUGAUAUUUUAUAUAAUGGUCCCCAAAAAAGUUUUUAAAUUCAGUGCAUUUCCUCUUGUUUUUGUCUGGGUUGUUUUUGUUUGUUUGUUUUUUUUAAAAAAAAACUAUUCCUUUUGUAUGAAAAGUUUUCACUUAUGAAUAUAAUUUUAUAUACUUUUCCUACCAAGACUUUUAACUAUUGACAAUGUAUGUUUCAUUUGAAUCAUGCGAAGAUUUAUUUAAGUUGGUUAUUAGAGUAUAGUUAAGUAAGCCUCAUUGUUUGGAAUUUGAGAGGUGUAGAUAGAUGUUCAGAUUGAUAUCAUUUAUAAAACUCCCAGUUUGUAGAACUAAUGAAGUUCUUUUAUUUUCUGGGUUUGGUCAUUUUGCCUAAAAUAGGAUAUAAAAAGGGACAAAAAAAUAAAAUAGCCUCUUUUUGUAAGUGUGAAUUCUAUUUGUAGUAAAUGCUUUUGUAUGGCCAUGUUAUAAUUGAUUUUAAAAUAUACAUAGAUAUGUAUAUACGCAGACCCCCCACACACGCAUACAUAUACAUAUAUACAUACAUACAUAUACAUACACACACAUACACACACACACACACACACACAUAUAUAUACCUGUUGAAUGUUUUCAGCUCCUCAUAGCAUCUCCGAAAUUGUUUGAUCUUUAGUUAUGACCACUAUGGAUUAGUGGUUAACACUUAGGCUGAUACAUGCCUUGACUAUAAUAUGAAUGUACUUUAUAGGAAGCUUUAUAUAUAUAUAGUUCCACAUGGCAUUAAGGACUAGGGAGAAAUAAAUAACCUACCCUUUUGUGCUAGAGCCUUGUUUGUGAUGCUCAUUGUACAAAAUAUAAAGGACUGGUAUUGUUAAAAAACCUAAAAAGAAAAUAAGAGCCAGCAUUUUUUGUGUGCCAUGAACUCUGCUAAGUUCCUACAUAAAUAAUUUGGUUUCACAUUCACAGCAGCCUUUGAUGGUUAGGUAUUUCAUUAUUCCUUUUGUUACAGGUAAGGAAACUAAGGGUUAGUUAUAUGUUCUAGAUAUAACAGUUGGAGUUAAAUCGCAAAUACAGGACUGUAAGAUUCUGAUUGUUAGUGCUCUUUAUGACUAAUUACAACGUGGUAGCAGAUGGUGUUUAGCAAAACAAAAUGCACUUAAAAAAUUUUUAUUAUAGUAAAAUAUUCAUAACAUGAAAUUUACCAUUUUCACAAAUUAGAAAGCAUGCUUUUAGAUUCCUUUUAGUUUUCUUUUAAUGUAUGAGACAAGCCAAAGACAGUAUUGUAUCAACUAGCUUCUCUAUUUCCCUCACUGUUAAGCCUCACAAAUGAGACUUUUACUUUGAUUCCUGUCUACCUUUAGGACCAUCUUGUCCAGAUUAAACCCUCAGUUUUAGGAUGCUUUCUAGUUCCUUGGGGGCAUAAAUUAGCAAAUAUCUCCUAAGAAGAUGUCGCUGUUUUUAGAGUACCCGCACUAGCCCUGUGCCCUGCUGUGCAGGAGUGUGGCAGUCACUCAUCGGGAAGUUGUUUUAUGACACGUGGAAAGAAUUUGAGCCAAGGGAAAGGACAAUAGUGGGGAAUCCUUUUAGAGCUGCCAGACCACCAGGAAGCUUUUUUUGGAAAGCAUAUUGUUCAAGUUUCUGAGAAGUCAUUUGUGAGGGGUUGGUCAUGACAUCCCUAGAUAGAUUUGUUUAAAAUGCUUAAUUAGAAUUUAUGAGAACUUAAUUAGAAUUUAUGAGUCCUUAAAAUUACUUUGCAUGCACCUUAGGCAUUGUGUUUCUUUUGAUACAGAGAUGAAGAAGAUAGGUCCCUCUGAGGGACUUGUUGCCUAGAGAGCUCAGAAGCAAAUAGAACCAUACCUCUCUUGGUGGUUUAAAAAUGGUACUGUGACUACACUAUUCCAGGUAACACUGUAUUUGUACCACUAUAAAAAUUCUUUUAAGUGGCAACCAUUGCAUAUUUUUAAGACAAGCUAUAGUCAGUAUAAUUCUUUGGGUUUCUCUUUCUUAAAGACAGAAGAUUACCUUAAUGUAUGGAUAUGAGUGUAUAUGUAGACAAUUCAGUAACACCCAAUGAGUUUAUGUGCUGCAUUCUUAUGCAAAGUUAUGUGCUGAAAAGUUGUAGCAUUCAUAAUCAGUACGAAAAAAUGGUUGUAUUCUGGUGUAUUAGCAACUAAUAGAAAAUGAAAGUUUUUAGAAAGAUCUCUUAAAUAAAAGCUUAAAAAAUUCAAAGUACCUAUGACUAAAUAUAACAAGAUCUUCAUGGAGUAAAUUUUAGACUAUAUCGAGAGCCACUCAUUCUAAAUGGAGUGUUCUAUGAUAUACAUGGAUUGGAAACUUCAAAUAUACAGAUGUUCUUUGAUCUUGUAUUUUAUAGAUUCAAUAUAAUCCAUCAAAUGUAAUUUGGAGCCAUUUCAAAUUAAGUUAUAGACAUGAUGCCCCAUUACUCCUAAAUACUUUAGUGAUAUUUUCUUAACCCUUGAACACUCCUACGUAAUCAUAGUAUGACCAUCAAAACCAGGAGAUUAACAUAUGUUUAAUCAACAGGCCACUUUCAAAUCUUGCACAUUGCCCUGAUGAUGUUCCUCUCUGCUCUGUUGUCUAAGUGCAGGAUUAUGUGGAUUUAGUUAUCUUGUCUUUCACCUCUUUCAAUCUGCAAUAGUUUUUCAGGUCUUUUUUUUUUUUUCCAUGACCAUGAAACUUGAGAUGUAUAGGGUUUAUCUAAUAAUUCCCAUGACUAAAUUCAGGUUAUACAUUUUUUGUCAGAAAUAUUGCUGUAUUCUUAUUAGAGGAGAUGCAAAAUAUCAAAUUGCCCCAUUCAUGGGGAAACUAACUUUUGAUUAGGAUAGUACCCGUCAGGUUUCUCCUUUGUAAGGUUAAUUAAAAAAAACCUGUGAGAUUUUUUGGGGACUAUGUAAAUGCCAUGUUCCUCAUCAAAUUGUCACCAGUUUUGAGUCCAUUAACAAUUCUUUCCUGGAUCGGUUAUCACUAUUCUGGUUGCCAAAUGGGUGAGUCCAUCUUUGCUUAAGCUUUGAUAAUUCUGCAUAAGGAAGAGCAGUCCCUUCUCCAUUUGUUCAUUUGUAUCAGUAUGGACUUUCGAAUUCAUACAUUAAUCAGUGAGUUAGAAUAUAUCACUGUCAUUUACUUAGAUACUGAACUUUUCCCAGAUUGAGUCUGCGGAAGUCCCUUCAAGCUUACCUCUACUUUUGGCUUUUUGGCCCAUGUUUUCUUGCCACAUCAUGUUGUUCCAAGCUUAUGCUUUUCCCCACCCUAGCCCUUUUCCAAAGAACCCUGAUUCCUUUAAAUGGAAAAUAGUAUAUUGGAGACCAAGAACUGGAAAGUGCUCAUUGCUGCUGGAAUGUCAUUGCUUGUAAACCCUGUUGGUGCACAGAUAAACAAAUACCAGUGUGUAUAUACACAUAGACAUGGUCUGUCUGUUUAUCUACACAUAUACAUUGAAACCCUUGAGUUCAUCCCGAUACUUAUAGUUCUAACUCAGUAUUUCAGGGUUAGUCCUGUCCAUAUUUGUAAUUCCUUUUCCUCAUAGAAAUCUGGCUCAUAAAAUCCUAAAUAUGUUACUUGCUCACUUUAUUUUCCAACCUCCUGAUAAUGCCAGCUGUUGCAAUGGCCCACCUAGCCCCAAAUAUACCAGAUACUCAGCCAUUCUUGACCUGGUCCUGACCACACAUCCCUAACAGGCCAGUCAAAUCAUAGCCUGUGUUGAGGACCAGGCCAAAUGAUUUCUUGGCCCCAGUGAUACCAAUCCUGACCUCACCAUUUAAAUCCUGGGUCCUGGUCAUCUAGUUGAAUCCUCAGCCCCAAGUAGAAGGGAGGAAAGGGACAAAUUCAUGAUCUUUUGAAAGUCAGUGACUAUUA